UCCAACCAUCCUUAUUUGCUACCACUGUCAAAAAUAACGUAAUGGAAGGAUUAACGAUUUGUUUUGUUGCACUAAAAACUAUCUAUUGGCUCACAUUGCCUUCAUACGAAUACCAAUACCUUGCAUUUAGGCAGUUUACUCUCCUACUCCUGUUUCCAGUCUUCUUGGUUACCCGUUGUUGUGACGUUUCUUUGACUUGACAUUUCUUACAUCACUUUUUAUCUGCCACAAAUUUUGAACAACCACACUUUUCAGUACUUUAAAGUUUUAAAAUAAUGUAACAUACUCUCUCAAGUGCAAAAAGGCCAUUACUCGUUAUCAAUAGCUGCAGCGCCAUUCAAUGUUAAGAUGGGAAUAGCUUAACAUUACUGACAAUUAUGUGGAAGUCUAAAUUAAACUACAAAUAUAUACAACACUGUCUCAGCCAAAUAAGGCUGAUGAGCACAUCUAAUAAACCAAAGAAUCACUACGAAUCGUUGGGCGUAUCAAAGGGUUCGACGCAAGGAGAAAUAAAAUCAGCGUAUUAUAAGUUAUCAAUGGUGUAUCACCCUGACAAAAAUCCAAAUGAUGCUGCCAGUUCCCAGAAGUUUAGAGACAUUACUGCAGCUUAUGAGGUCCUGGGAAAUGUUAAGACGAGAAAGCUGUAUGACAGAGGUUUAUAUAUGGGUUCAAUGGGGCAUGCACCUACAGAACAAGAGCCUGUAGACAAGUUCUACAAAUCAAGGGAAAAUCGUUCUAAGCCUCCUACACCAACUGGUCGAACCCCCAUCUAUGAUUUUGAUGAAUGGUCCAAAAACCAUUAUGGUGCUACGUUUAAAAAGCAUCAAGAGAAUAGAGAAAAAGCUAGGAUGUACCAAAUCCACAGGCAAAUGCAUAAGGAACAUGGUGUUAAAACAGACACAAUUUUUUUCAUGUUUGCCCUGUUGAUCCUCGUCAGUAUGUGUAUUUCAUCUGACUAUGGUUAUGAUCGAGUACCAAAUAAAGAUAAAAAUAAUGUAAAUAAUGCUGAAUUGAAAAAGUGAUCAAGGCUAUAUUGUAGGCAAUUUUAAAUUUAAAUCAUGCUAUCAUUGUUUACAGAUUCUAUUUUUUUAAGACAGAUUGUGAUAGUUCAAUUUGUAGGCUAUGAAUAUCUGUGGUAUGUUACCAUAAAGCAAAUGUUUGAAGAUUUUGAGAAAGACGAUAUAGAAAUUCAACGUUCUAGAACGUAUCCUAAAAAGAUAUUUGAAUAUUGUAUAUGUACAGAUAUUUAUUAUCCUUUGUAAAUAUGUCUAAAUAGAAAGUCUUAUUCCAUAUAGUCUUAUUUUGGUAGUACUAGUACCAAUCUGACAUAAUCACCUUAAAACCUUGAAAAUAGCAUUCAUUAGCUUCAAAAAAGUAUCUUGUUUGUAUUUUCUUCAUUUUCUAUGAAUGAAAAGUGGCACAACUGGACCACUUAUGUUCGACCGUAAAAUUUCGCGGCUAAGCUGUGUCGUAAUAAUUUUCAGCAGCAGUUAAUAAGCGAAAUUGUCACUAUUGGGCACCAGAGAAUC
Messenger RNA from Acanthoscelides obtectus, 1529 nucleotides. NCBI's taxonomy places the organism in Eukaryota, Metazoa, Arthropoda, Insecta, Coleoptera, Chrysomelidae. The record is from the annotation of a GenBank genome assembly.